Oncorhynchus mykiss (rainbow trout) is the source of this 3348-nucleotide messenger RNA. RefSeq lists its product as uncharacterized. The record is from RefSeq and is a predicted model, not a curated record. Lineage: Eukaryota; Metazoa; Chordata; Actinopteri; Salmoniformes; Salmonidae.
UGAUUUUUGCGUCACGACUGUCAAUGAACAGCACGCAGCUAAAUCAUUUCACAGUAAUGAUUUCAAAUACAAUCACGGGAAAACACUAAACACAGGUUGGAAAGCAAAUGGCUGCUGCUGAAAAGAGAAGACUAAUCUGUCUGUCGGUCAAAAUAUUUGAUUAACUUCCAAAUGGGUCUAUGGAGCGAAUAGCACUGUGUUACAAAGUACUCAUCAUUGGGGGUGGUGCUUGUAGGUGGAGCUGAAUUGGACUACUUAUCUCAGUGCAUCUUAAGCUUCCAUCUAUGAAUGAGAUUGCUUUAUGGAAAGAAACACCAUGAACACUCCACUACUGAUGUUUGUUCUUCUGACUCUACCCUGCUACAGCGCACAUGGGCAGAUCAAUCCUUUUGGAAUUCCAGUCUCCGUCCAUGCUGGGAAGUUCUACGGCACGUCUCCCAGAGGUCACGUCUGCGGCAGGGUUAAUUAUAGCGGUCUAGAUUUCACCUGCUGUGAAGGAGUACGGCAUAAAGGGGCGGGACUGUCCUGCUGUGGAAGCAGAGCCUUUAACCUCACCCAGGCUUCCUGUUGUCAAGGUCAGUUAACUCUGAAUGUGAGCCAGCUGGUGUCAGAUUGCUGUGGGUGUAGGCCCUACGACCCACUCAACCAGCUGUGUUGUGACUCACGGAUCCUAACCAGGACCCAACCUCAUGCCAAGUGUUGUGGAAAAGAGCUUUACGAUGAAGACCACCAGCUUUGCUGUGGAAAUGUUUUGAAAGGAAGGAAGGUCCUGGCCAAAAUGUCCAGUCACCACCGAUGCUGUGGAGACCACCAGUUUGACCAGCAAAGCCACUGCUGCUGCUCUGAAACACUAUCCCCAGAGCCUCUCAAUGCAAGCUGCUGUGCAUCAACAAGUUCUAAUUACAGGGGAAUUGACGCGGGUUCUCCAAACUGCAUGCCAGGGGAGAGGCCCGAGGGUUGCUGUGUGAACCAUACAUCUCGCCAGGGGCAUCCUCACUCCCACCUCCAGACCUCUGCGGGAACACGCAGCCACACCCCAGGUCUCCACGAUGAUGCUGGCUGUAGCUCUCAGGUUUACAAUCCAGACAACAAGACCUGCUGUGCCGGGAGGUUGUCCAAUAGGGUGCUCGGAAAAAACCUGUGCUGCGGUACAACUCCAUAUGGUGUAGAGGACCGAGGGGUGCUGUGCUGUAACCAGACGUUGCACCGUGGGGUGGAGGCUGGGCACCAGUGCUCCCCAGGUGGCCACUUGUAUCUGCCAUCCCGUGAAAUUGUGUGUGAGUCACGUGUUCAUCUCAACAAUCUAGGCAAACACUGCUGUGGAGAAGAGACUUACGACCCUCAGGAUGAAAUCUGCUGCAGCGGACACAAACACCGCAGGUUGGGGAACAUGUCCUGCUGCGGAGGGAAGGCCUACGACCCCAGCAGUGGCCAGAUGAAGUGCUGUGCAGAUACUCUGUACAACCUGCAGGUUCAGGACAGGCUCUCAGAGGAUGCCCAGUGCUGUGGGAAUAUCCUGAUGGAGGCCGGCUCCACCUGCUGCUCUGCCCCAGGACUAGACCUGCUCUACCCUACCCAGCUAGGGUUCACCUGCUGUGGGCACCGCUACCCCAACUCCUCCCUGUGGUCUUGCUGUGCGGGAGUCCUGCACCCAAGGACUGAACGAAACACCACCAGCAUGAACAUGAUUCCAGGACUUCUCAGGAUUCUACCACUGGGGGACCUGAAGACGGAAAAGUUAUGUGACAACAAAGUUCUGCUAGGGACAGUGGAGAGUGUGUCUGUGAAGAAGAAAACGCGAUCCAUCGUGAUGGUGAACGUCAUGUCCAUGCAGGCCUCGCGUGGCCAUGUCAACGCUCUGCCUUCCCCUCACUACCUCACAUUACCCGACCACUGCAGCUCUCCUGAAUUGGUGCCAGGCAACACUUACCUCUGGGUGAAAACAAGACAUUUCUCAGACACCAUAAACGUAAUCUCUGAUCUCAGCGACCAUCCCUCCCCUCUCCAUUCCAUCCUCUCCAGGUGCUCAAAAUGAUACAUUUAACCAUGUUGAGGGUAUAAAGUGUUUGUUUAUAAAUAAUGGCACAAAAAAAGCAGUAACAUUUUACUUGACACCCAGUGACACAGUCAUGUCCAUUUCAUAAUAUGUCAUAACAGCUGUCAUAACGUUUCUGAUAUGGUCAUAACACUUUCGUGACGUAUAUUGAAUUAUUUUAUCGCUGGUUAUGACACCUACAUAAGAGUGUAAAAACACACAGCCUACUACGGUAGUUAUUUUAUGGCUGGUUAUGGCACCUACAUAAGUGUCAAAACCAACACAAACUACCACACCAGACAAAACAUUCCAUUACACCAUAGCCUACAUGUCAACAGUAUGUUUAUGCUAAUAUAUAUAUAUAUGCACACACUGUAUAUAUUUUUUUAAUUGACCAUAUUAAAUUAUCAUUGUGAUUAUGCACACAUUGAUGACACAUGCCCAUACCCCAAUGCUCUGUUGCUGAUGACUGGGAUGAAUGUAGGAGCAGAUUUCAAGAGCAGGACAAGGCACCCUCUUUUUUUUUCUUUGUCUGAUAUAAGGGCAUGUAAAGCGUAUCUGGCUUAUAUAAUUACGAUGGUCAUAAUGCCUCUUGACAUGGUCAUUAAAGUGAAUUUUCUUAGUCCAAGUAAAGUGACAGGAUGGCCAUCAAGCAUCAUGACAGUGUCCUGAAAAAAAAAACGUGACUGUAAAGAAUUCAUAACGGCAACAAAGGGUGUAAGAAGCCAACUUUCAAACCAAAGGAAAUUUUGGUUCUGAUGGGGUAGGACAGUUGAACUAAGCAAAUGAGUCAUGUGUUAUAUUCUUCAAGAAACAAUUUGUAUGUCAUUCAUUUAAAAGUCAAAAAAUGUAUGUACAGUAGCUAUCACAGAUUGCCCCUUUUUAUGUUAUCAAUAGAUGUUUAAGUUAUUUUUUUAUUUGCUUACAAAAAUCGACCACCGUUUUAUGGUCUCUCAAGGAGUCAUAUCUCAGGAUAAGCCAUAUUUUAUGAUAUUUGUCUGGGUGGUGUUUUCUGUUUAUGACAAAAGUUCCUUUAAUGUUAAUGCAAUUGUAUUGUCUUCGAUUCCCUCCUUCAAUUCCAUACUGAAGCUAUUUCUUAAUUGAAAGUUAAGUUGUUCUACGUGACACUAACAGCGUAGGAGUAAACCUGUCUGUGAAGUGAUUUGUGGUGGGGGGGGGGGGGCAGCAGGUCGUUACAUGCUCGCCCACUCCUACAAGUUGCCUCUGAGACUUGUUCCACCAAUGCAAUAACAUCCCAGGGCACUGGGUCAAUGAGCAGAGUAUGUUAAUGAAUAAAGUAUUGUGAAACUAUG